AUGUCAUCGGGACCGGUGAAAUACGUGCGAUAUCUUCUCUUCGCCGCCGCGGGUUUGGCCGUUUUCUUUUUCCUCUCCAGAAGUGCAAUUCCCAUCCCCGAAAGCAUCGGCUCGAAGUUGAACCCGGCCGGCUACAAAGAUAGCUCCGCCUCUGCCCAGGCCUCUCAUGACAAUGCUGCUACCCCGAAGGAACAUGCCAACAGUGCUUCGGAGAGCGUGAGCACCCCUCAGGGUGCACGGGCUAAUGCGACGUUUGUCACAUUGGCGCGCAAUUCGGAUGUUUGGGAUAUUGCGAAGUCAAUUCGGAGUGUUGAAGAUCGCUUUAAUCGCAACUACCAUUAUGAUUGGGUAUUCCUGAAUGACAAGGAAUUCGAUGACGAAUUCAAAAAGAUCACCACGGCCCUGGUUUCCGGUACCACCCACUACGGUGUCAUUCCAAAGGAACAUUGGUCAUACCCUGAGUGGAUCGAUCAAGACAAGGCGAAAAAGGUGCGUGAGGACAUGGGUCAAAGGAAAAUUAUCUACGGUGAUUCCGAGAGUUACCGACACAUGUGCCGUUACGAAUCUGGAUUCUUCUUCCGGCACCCUUUGAUGCUGAACUACGAGUACUAUUGGCGUGUGGAGCCCAGCAUUGAAUUGUUCUGCGACAUCAGCUUCGACCCUUUCCGAUUUAUGAAGGAAAACAACAAGAAGUACAGCUUUGUUCUUAGUCUAUAUGAAUACUUCGAUACUAUUCCUACCCUCUGGGAUAGCGUGAAAAAGUUCAUGAACGAUCACCCUGAACACAUCGCGAAGGACAACUCAAUGGGCUUCUUGAGCGAUGACGGUGGAAAAACGUACAACAAGUGCCAUUUCUGGUCGAAUUUCGAAAUCGGACACUUGGAAUGGCUCAGAUCCAAGGAAUAUCUGGAUUACUUCGAAUCCCUUGACCGCGAUGGCGGCUUCUUCUAUGAAAGAUGGGGUGAUGCUCCAGUGCACUCUAUUGCUGCUGGUUUGCUCUUGGAAAAACAACAGGUCCACUUCUUCAAUGAAAUCGCCUACUAUCAUGUCCCCUUCACCCACUGUCCGACGGGCGAGCAAUUGAGGCUGGAUCUCAAGUGCCACUGCAACCCCAGCGACAACUUCGACUGGAAGGGUUAUUCCUGCACUUCCCGCUUCUUCCAAGUUAAUAACAUGAAAAAGCCCGCGGGCUAUGAGAAUGAGAGCUGACUAACCGCUCUCGGAAAAGUCUUGCUCGCGAUAGUCAUUAUUGGCGGUCUUGUCCUUGCAAUCAGUAACAAGGUUCGAGCACGAGUGGUCCAUGGCGGACUUGCGCUACUUGAGCGAACCGCCGCCAUGCGGGAGACCUAUCUUAAACGAUAAGAAGAUCCACCUGGCCAUUUUGUUCCAACUGUAGAUGCUGGGCUUUGGCUAUUUUGACCCUCGUCUUCUUCCUCUUUUGCCUUUAUGUUCGUAUUUCCGCGGUGUCAUGUGUCUUAUUAUAAGGAUAUUUCAUCAUCUUCUUUACUUGCUUUUAGGGAGUGAUUGUGCAUAUUCAUGAAGCGCUAAGGUUACAGCAGGGCAGUUACCACACUAUGUUUUGGCUUAAGGGAAAAGCGAAAAUAACCCGUUCAAUAUAAAGUUCCAUCAUAAAUGUACAUAGCUAUUUUAUAACGAUGACGACGAUAAGA
Molecule: messenger RNA, 1670 nt
Organism: Aspergillus nomiae NRRL 13137
Lineage: Eukaryota; Fungi; Ascomycota; Eurotiomycetes; Eurotiales; Aspergillaceae
Product: glycosyltransferase family 15 protein
Exons: 4
Coding region: 1-1209 (402 amino acids)
Biological process (GO): protein O-linked glycosylation; cell wall mannoprotein biosynthetic process; protein N-linked glycosylation
Cellular component (GO): Golgi apparatus; membrane
Molecular function (GO): alpha-1,2-mannosyltransferase activity
Source: RefSeq, a predicted model, not a curated record